UCGAAUUUCCAAGUUUCUUGUAAAUUCGAUUUUCUAGAAUCUAGAAAAUCCUCAGGGAAUUUAUAUAUGGACUUUUUGAAAAUCGCCGAGCAUUUUCUAUAAAUAAUUCCCGACAUUACAGUGUAGAUUAUUAUUUCUCAUCUACAUUGAUGAUUUGCCGAAAGGAAUUGAAAGUGCAAUUCGAUUAUUUGCUGAUGACACUCUUCUUUUUUCGCACGAUAGUGAUCUUGUUCUUGCCUCUCAAAGGCUGGCUCGAGAUCUUAUCCGUGUUGUAGAAUAGGCUAAGAAGUGGAAAAUCUCUUUGAAUCCUAUCAAGUGCGAAGCAAUAAGCUUUUCUACCAGACAAUCAAGGAGCAUCACUUUUACCCUUCCUGUUUUAUCACCCUUGGGGGUAGUUUUAUCUGAAAAAGAUUUUGUUAAAUAUUUGGGGCUUUAUCUUUCAUAUGACUUGAAAUGGGACAGACAUAUUGAUAAUAUUGCCUCAAGAGGAGAAGCACUUGUUGGGCUGAUGAUAUGGCACCCUAGACUUUUGAAUAAGGCGGUUUUAGACCUUAUUUAUAAGGCUUUUGUACUUUCACUUUUUAACUAUGGAUCUAUUUUAUUCUCUUUUACUACUCAGCAGAAUCUAGAUAAAUUGGAGGCUGUACAGUACCAUGCUUCUCUCGUGGUUUUGGAUGCGAUGAAAGGUAGCUCGGAAGAGAAACUUAGGACUAUGUUAGGUUGGCUAUCCAUUAAAGAACACUUUCAUAUCACUCAGAUCGUUUUCUACUCUAAAACUGUACAUGGCCUUGCCCCAGAAUAUCUGCAACAACAAACUAAUUGUACAUAAUUUAAGAAGUAGUAAGUAAUUUCUAGUAAGUAAUUUUAUUUUAGUCCUUGAUCUUAAAACUGACUUGGUGAUGAUGAAAGUUUAAAAGAACCUUUGUCUAGAUCAUACCGAACAAAGAGAAAAAUAUAACAUAAAAAAACAAAAAAGAAAAAUAUAACAAUAAAACAUAUAUGGCUUAAUUAAAGAAACGAGACACUUCUUCAAGAAAAAAGAUGUUUCGUCAAUGCACGCCUAAAAGCUCGGUCGUUAAAUGCGGCCAUGACCUCCCUCGGUAACUUAUUCCAUUCCUUUAUCGUUCUUGGUAAGAACGAUGAGCUAGUAGUUUUACGUUUAUAUGUAGGCACUUGCCAAAGACAUCGAUUAGAUGUUCGCAGAGAUGUUCGAGUAGUAAGUGGACUUACUAAGGAAAAACGUGAAAGCGCACUUCGUCCUGUAAUGAUUUUGUGAAAUAAGGUCAGCCUGAAAAAUUUUCUUCUUGUAACAAGAUCUGGUAACUGUAAUUUGGCAAUGAGAAGAGAAGUAACAUGCAACCCAUAAUGCAACCUAUAUUUACAAAGUCAUAAUGGAAAGUCAAUUUGAUUUCGCAUGACUUUUCCAAGGUUCACCAUUGCAAUGUAUCUAAUCAUUAUUAUCGUUUAGAAACAGCAGUUACUUAGUAUUUAUUAUUUAAUUUAAAUACUGUUCGAAUCGACUCAAUUGUAGCGAAGUUUACAUUUUCAAUUUUAUUCGGGUUGAAAGAGCUUCUUUUCAAAAUUUCGAACAAAUUCAGCUAUGCAGUGGUAUCGCAUCAUGAGAAAUGUACUGAUUUGUCUGACGAUAUGGCUGUCAAGACAAUUUAGCAUAUUAGAUCAUAUUCUAGAUUAUCCUGUACUAGUGUACUAGUUCUUUUCUCAUCUAUAUGCCUGUCCCAUAAAACUUGAGCGUUCAGCAUUCCAUUUUACACAGAACUUUUAAAAAAGUUCUAAAGAGCAUUUAAAGAAUAAUAAAAUUCUAUUUUCAGUUUUUCUAACUCUGAUGAAUAUUUUUCUUAGAUAAGAAGGAAAAUGAAAAACAUACGGAACCAGAGGAUGUACAUAGACAGCGUUAUUCUAUUUUGGAAAAAUGUUCCUCCUUGAGACUAGCCGUAUGGUUAGCAGUCGUUGUUCUAUUUAGUACAAGAAAUGGUGUACAAGUACAACCAGAUGUGAACGAAGGUCAAGAUAAAUUGCCAAUAAAAAUAAACAACCAUAAAAAACCAUUUAUUGAAAAAUUAGUGAAUCUGAAACCAUCGGAUAAUAACGAAGAAGUGUUCGAAGAAUUUAAAAAUGAAAAGAUAGCAAAAAAAAAACAUUCAGAUGAUGAUCAUCCACAAGAAGAACGUAAGAAAGCGCAUGAUCAAGUAAAAGCCAUGAAAGGUAAAGUACAGUUAGUGGCACCAAAUAACAAAGGAAAUCCAAGAGAUUCGCCCGGAGAAAUGGGUAAUCCGGUAAAUAUCGAUAAAGAUAAAUUAUCACGUGAAGAAAGAGCAAAAUUUGAUUUGGGAUGGAAAGAUAAUGCAUUUAAUCAAUAUGUUAGUGAUAUGAUAUCAUUGAGACGAAAUUUAGCAGAUAUCAGAGAUCCUGAAUGUAAAGCAAUGAAUUUACACCCAAAUUUACCAAAUGCAUCAGUUAUAAUUAUUUUUCAUAAUGAAGCACGAUCAACACUAUUACGUACCAUCUACUCUGUAUUAGAUCGAUCACCAGCUAGUUUACUACAUGAAAUUAUACUUGUUGAUGAUCAUUCCAAUACAGAAUAUUUGAAGCAAGAAUUAAAAGAUGAUAUUAAACAGUUGAAAAACGUGCGUCUGUUGCAUACGUCAAAACGUGAAGGUUUGAUACGUGCAAGAUUGAAAGGUGCAUUAGCAGCAGAAGGAAAAGUCUUAAUAUUUCUCGAUUCUCAUUGUGAAUGUACUGAAGGAUGGCUCGAACCAUUAUUAGAUCCAAUAGCACGAAAUCCUAAAGUUGCUGUUGUACCACUUAUAGAAAUAAUUGACGAUAAUACAUUUCAUUUAAUUAGUACACCGAUACAAAAUAUUCAAGUCGGUGGAUUUGAUUGGAAUUUAAUUUUUAAUUGGCAUGUAACACCUGAUCGAGAAAUGAAAAGAAGAACAAAAAAAACUGAUCCUAUCAGAAGUCCUACUAUGGCAGGAGGAUUGUUUGCAAUUGAUCGUGACUGGUUCGAGCAGUUAGGGAUGUACGAUCCUGGAAUGGAUAUUUGGGGUGGGGAAAAUAUGGAAUUAAGUUUUAAAGUUUGGACUUGCGGUGGAGAGUUACUUUGUGCUCCUUGCUCUCACGUUGGUCAUAUUUUUCGAAAACGUUCACCGUAUGAAUGGCCCAAAGACGUUAAUGUUGUUCAAAAGAAUACUGUUCGUUUAGCUGAAGUAUGGUUAGACGAUUAUAAAAAAUAUUAUUAUGAAAGAAUAAAUAACAAUUUGGGCGACUAUGGUGAUGUAUCCGAUCGUAUAAAAAUUCGGGAACGUCUUCAAUGUAAACCAUUUAAAUGGUAUUUGGAUAACGUUUAUCCUGAACAGUUUGUUCCUGAUGAAUCAUUAUUUUUUGGAGAAGUUCGUAAUCGUGGUAGCACUGGAGUAUGUCUGGAUUCACAAGAAAUCGAAGAUGAUGAUAAACCCGUCAUUGGUUACCCAUGUCAUGGUAAGAUCAAAAGUCAAGGUGGUAAUCAGUAUUUUCUAAUGAGUAAAACAAAUGAGAUACGUCGUGAAGAAAAAUGUCUUGAUUAUGGUGGCGGUAAAGGAGAAUUAAAUCAACCAAAUAAGAUUAAUUCAUUAUCAUGUCAUCAUACGCAAGGAAAUCAAAUGUGGAUUUAUGAGACAGAAUACAUCCUCCCCAUCCGGAAUGAUGAAUCAACAGCAGAUCAGUCAGCAGCAGAUCAGUCAACAGCAGAUCAGUCAACAGCAGAUCAAUCAACAGCAGAUCAAUCAACAACAGAUCAAUCAACAACAGAUCAAUCAACAACAGAUGAUGUAUCAACAAUCCCCCAGCAAUCCAAACAAAUAACGACAAACAAACAAUCACAACAACAAAUAAUGCCCCAUGGUGAUCAGCGAAGUAGUGUUGGUGGAGUUCACAUCAAACAAGAAUUUAAGCAAGAAUAUAUGAAUAAUUCCAAUAUGCCAGUGAUGAAUAGUCAGUUGUUAACGCCAAUGCAACAAGGACAACAUGUCAGACAACACAUCCAACCUCAAAAUAUUCAACAGUCGCCCUCAUCAAUACAAACUUCGCAACAGCAAUAUCCACAGCAAAGAACAAACAUACAGCAGUUUCCUCAAAUUCGUCAAGAAAUGUCAACAGCCAUGACUUCGCAACAACAAACAAGUAUUCAUUCACAACAAAACCAAAUCAUUCAACAACAACAAUUUUCGCCUCAAAACUCUCAGUUACAGCAACAAGCAAUGAAUUAUCAAAGUCAACCUUCUCAACAAUUAUCUCUAUCAUCAAAUACUCUGUUAACACCACAACAGCAAGUGCAAACUGUACAACAACAAAAUCGUAUGAAUAUUCUUUCUUCCAACCAACAUCAACAACCAUCUAACUCAUCUGUUCAAUUACAACAAAAUGGUCAGCCACAUUCAGAACAGACAGAACCAUCGCCAAUGCAAACAAAUAUAACACAAACUGCUCCGACUUCUACUCAAACGCAGCAACCCGCAGAUGAAAUUCUUCAACAAAUUCUUAGUAGUCCUAAUCCGACAAAACAAACACAAAAUGCACAAACACGUCUCCGAAACAUGGGAAGACGAGCAGCUGCAGCCGCUGCUACCAAUAAUAAUAAUAAUAAUAAUAACGGCUCACCUGCUUGCAGUGGUUCAAGUCCAUCGGUACAAAUGGCAUUGACACCAGGUUCUGAUCCAUCAAUGAUGAUGACGCAAAAUGGUUCGCCACAAAUGAUGAUGGGAGGAAGUCCAAUGUCACGUUAUAUGACUGGUAUACCAAGUUCACCACAAUUUCGACCAAAUGCAUCUCCCACGAAUAUGAUAAAUUAUGGUAGUCCAUUGGUAAUGGCUGAUGAAGAAAUUCAAUAUUAUUAUAGAUAUUUUUCUGAACGUAUUCGACAGUUAGUAGUUAUUAUUAAUAAACUGAAUCAAGAAGGACAAUAUGAAAAAGUGUUAAAAUUGAAACAAUUUCAUUUUGAAAUGUCCAAUUUUAUGAAAAAUCCUGUUGUUGAUAAUUUAAUAAUGGCUAGGAGAUUAAAAGAACACUUUGAUCGAUAUAUGGAUCCACGUAUAUUUGGCGAUAUGUUAUUACCACGUUUAUCAUCAACAACUGGUAUAUUUGAGCAAUGUUAUAAAGCAAUAACAGACUAUUUAAAUAAAGAUUCUCAACAUAAAGCAUCUAUCGCCAAACGAUUUCUUGAACCAUUGGCUGAUGUUGUUACCGGUGUUCCUCAUAAAAUUGUAUGUUUGGAUUCGCCAAAAUCUGUUACUCCCACAAAAAUUCGUACUAAAUCAGAAACAAUCGAAAUAAUAAUUGAAAAUGAAUUUUCUCAAAUGCCUAUGGAUACUUAUAAAUAUGAUCUCAAACAAAUAUCACAAGCUUCGUCUGAUCAUGGAUAUUUAUUGAUCUGUCGUUUAAUUGAGCAAAAUAUGCCCAUUAUACCACCAUUACAGAUGAAAAUAUCAGCGAAAUAUCCAAAUGAAUGUCCCGAAAUAUUAUCUUUAACAAAAACAAUUCCAGUAACUCUUACAAAUUAUGACGGACAUGUAUUUUUUGAAACGAUUGCAAAAAGUUUUAUCUAUUUUUUAUUUAAAUUGCCGGCACAACAUACUGUCACUGAUAUUCUUGAUAUAUGGCGAACAUCUAUUCGAAGUGCAUUAAAAGAGUGUUAUUUUCCAAUAAAUGAUGACGAUUCUAAUUACUUUGAAUAA
Messenger RNA from Didymodactylos carnosus, 5729 nucleotides. NCBI's taxonomy places the organism in Eukaryota, Metazoa, Rotifera, Eurotatoria, Philodinida, Philodinidae. The record is from the annotation of a GenBank genome assembly.